Aspergillus campestris IBT 28561 is the source of this 1361-nucleotide messenger RNA. Its product is annotated as putative transsulfuration enzyme family protein. Gene Ontology annotation, biological process: transsulfuration. The record is from RefSeq and is a predicted model, not a curated record. Bases 1 to 1191 code for a protein of 396 amino acids. The transcript has 2 exons. Gene Ontology annotation, cellular component: cytoplasm. NCBI's taxonomy places the organism in Eukaryota, Fungi, Ascomycota, Eurotiomycetes, Eurotiales, Aspergillaceae. Gene Ontology annotation, molecular function: carbon-sulfur lyase activity; pyridoxal phosphate binding.
AUGGCUCCCUCGAAUGACUCCCAUCCUGCUACCAGGGCUUUACACGCUGACGACCCCCUCAAUCUCGUCACCGACGUGGCACCCCCGAUCCAUCUAUCCACCACCUUUCGCUUUCCCAGCCACCCCGAUCAAUUGGUCCCCAGUGAGGACCCAGACGAAUUUGACGGCAAGAAUUAUGUCUACGCGCGCGAGUUCGCCCCAAACGCCACCCGCUUUGAGCGCAUCCUCUCCUCGCUGCUCAAUGGACACGCCGUUAGCUACGCAUCCGGCCUAGCUGCCAUUCAUGCCGCCCUGGUGCUGCUCAACCCACGUCGUGUCUCAGUGGGAGACGGGUACCACGGCAGCCACGAGGUCAUUGCCGUGCUGUCCCGCCUGUCCGGUUUGAAGAAGCUGCCCCUUGACUGUCCGGCGGAGGAGCUCGGCGAGGGUGAUGUUAUUCUGCUAGAGACGCCCGUAAAUCCAUUUGGGACCGCGUUCAGUAUCGAAGAAUACGCCGCCAAGGCCCACAGUCGCGGCGCGUAUCUCAUCGUCGACAGCACGUUUGGCCCGCCCGGCUUGCAGGAACCGUUCCAGUGGGGCGCAGAUCUCGUCAUGCACUCCGGGUCUAAGUACUUCGGAGGCCAUUCCGAUAUGCUGUGCGGAGUCUUAGUAACAAAACGCGCGAACUGGCUGAAACAGCUAUUCGAGGACCGCCUGGCGCUGGGCAACGUCAUUGGCAAUAUGGAGGGUUGGCUGGGCGUACGCAGUCUGCGUACGUUAGAUCUGCGUGUCCAGCGCGCCAGCCACAGUGCUGGGAAGCUGGUUGCGUGGCUUCAGGCUGGUUUGGAAGCAGCAAACCCAGCGCCAGGAAGUGAACAGAAGGCGGUGCAAGAUAUGGUGCAGACCAUCUACCACGCCAGCUUACAGGACGAACCGUGGUUGAAGCGACAAAUGCCGAAUGGAUUCGGUCCUGUGUUUUCCAUCAUCCUGCGCGGGGAGGAGCUUUCCCGGAAUCUUCCCAGUCGGCUUCAUUUUUUCCAGCAUGCAACCAGUCUCGGGGGUGUGGAAUCGCUUAUCGAGUGGCGCGCCUUGUCGGACUCACGGGUUGAUCGGAGCUUACUGAGAAUUAGUGUGGGACUGGAGGAUUGGGAGGAUCUCAAGGGUGAUCUCCUCCAGGCGUUUAGGGCGCUUGGUGCCAGCCACGCGCAAUGAAAAUCCACUUCCUAAUUUCGCAAAAGGGCCCGCCCGAUCUAUGCUCAACGACCGGUUAUUUUUACAUGGGAUAGGUUGUAACGCCGGUUUGUGCGCCGUCCUGCCGGGCGCAUAACGGAUGCGUAUGUUUUACGCAAUUCUGGCAGGAGCGACAGGUCAGAAAUAGAAAG